AUGCGGCUAAUUGCGUCAGAGCCGCCUCGGGUGAUCAAAAGACGCGCACACGUACGUACGAGUGCUAAAUCAUCCGCACAAAGGUCGGGUCCGAAUUCACAACUGCUGAUAAUAAAUUCAGCCCACAAGCCUGACGCCCUUUCGAGCUUGGCACAGUUCACUAACCUCCCCGCGCCGGGACGUUUUGGCGUUCAAAUCCGUGAGAACUGGGAGUGUGAUGCGAAUACUUCGGUCAAAGAGUGUCGCGCGGGUCCGUCUUUUGUCUGCAUUUUAUCCUUUUGCACAUCCGGGUGCAUGCCUCCAGACUAUGACACCGGCAAAAAGGUUAUCCGCGCCUCUCAGAUCGGCACGAACGAGCCAAGACCAACACACCACCUUUUCCCCGCCCCCUUUGAAAACCGUGCUUACAACGUGAUUCCUUACCUUUCCUGGGUCGAAGUCGAAAUCGAUACCUUCAGCGGUAUUUUCGCCGUAUUCAUUAUUCUGGACUACUGUGGUUCAGUCAACAUGUUGUCUACCUACCCGGGAACUCCAUCUUUAUUAGUUGUGUGA
Messenger RNA from Dibothriocephalus latus, 552 nucleotides. NCBI's taxonomy places the organism in Eukaryota, Metazoa, Platyhelminthes, Cestoda, Diphyllobothriidea, Diphyllobothriidae. The record is from the annotation of a GenBank genome assembly.